AGGAUGACGCCUAAUGUAAUGAUGGGCCCAGAUUGAAGCUCCGCCAGCCCUUGCCUGUGCACCUGCAUGUCGUCAGCUUCCUCUGAUGCCUCUGAUGAUAGGUUUGCUGGCCAUGAGUGGACCAAGAAGUCGCUGGAGCAGAAGGACAUCUUGUGGGUGGUCUUAGAAGAUGGCAGUCGGGUCCUGGGAUUGCGCUGCCGUGGAAAGGAGAAGCUCCAGCCUUGGAGGAUGGCGAAGCAAACCUUCUUGUCGCUUUUGGGGCAGAAUGCCAUGGAUGAGGUGGAGACAGACAAAGCUUUGAAGAAACAGUUGCAGGCAGUGCGGGAGAGCUUUGGCAGUGGCUGUUUAAAUCCGGUUCGGGUCCGUGGAUUGCAGGCUUUUGGCAUUGCGAACAACAAGUUGGGCUACGAAAGGGCGGCGUACUUGGCUCUGGCCGUGACGGCCAUGCUCGGUGGCUGGCGGGCCAAGGGAAAAGAGUUGCGCAAACUGAAGUCGCAAGUUGAGAUGGCCAUGCUGGCCAGCAUGCCUGUGAGUGCCUCUUCUAGCAAAAGUGAAGUUCCCUUCCAUGCCUCGUCGCACAUUCAACCAGCAGCACGGCCAUCUACGCCAAUCCCAGUCAAGGCGAUGCCGCCCAUUGCAGCGGCAUUGGCUUCAGCAUCUUCAAAAGCUCCGCCCAUGGCUCCGCCUAAUGGGACGGCAACUGCCAAAGUCAAAAUUGAAACCAAAGAGGAAAUCAAAGACGAGCUGGAGGUGAAGAUCGAGCCCAUCGAUUCUUCUGAGGACGAGUCCGGGGGUGAAGACCAGCAGUUGGAAGCCACAGGUCCGGCACCGAGAUGGCCAGAGAUGCUACGGCUUGCGCAGCAGAAUCGGGACUGGGACCCGGCCAGCCCAAAGUUUGAUGAGAGCACGUGGGGCGGCUACAUCCAGAAGAUUGAUUGUGAACAGCUUCGCUGGACCCAUGCCACCAUUGCAAACACCUUCAGAAAUGGAAAGCACAAAGGACAGCCAGUGGAGACUUUGACGAACCAGCUGCUGAGCGGCGAGAGUGCUGCGGAGGACCUGCCAGCUCUUGUGGGUGUGCAGGAUCAGCAGGGACAGGUGUGGGUCGUGAGUGGGAAUCGUCGAUUGUUUGCAUUGCGAGCUUUUGCCGACCGACUUCGGCAGGAGCAAAGGAAUUACGGUGUGGAGGUCAAGGUUGUGCUGGUGAGCCUUGCUGACAUGGCUGUGUUCCCGCAGAGCCUCUUCGCUCGCUGUAUCGAGGCUUUCAGCGGCACUGGUUAGCGCCCAAGCCUCAGAGCUGCGCCGCAGGCGCCGCAGCCGGCGAACCAACCUGGCUUGGGGAUAAAAGCUUCAGCGCCGCCACCUUCUUGCGGGAGAAUUUCAAUGUUCUGGGCGUCAAGGGGCCUUCAGGGCCUUUGGGUGGACCACAGAGGCGUGAGUUACAUGGUCACGGAGGACCAUCGCACCAGCAACUGUUUGGAAGUGGUCCGCAACAACAAUGGUGAGCUCCGGAACUACAGGGUGCAGUGGGAUGGCCAAACUUUUACAUGGCCUUCACGCAACGCAAAGUUCUUGGCAGUUGUUGUCAACAACGACACCAUUAAUUGGCUGCGUGACCACACUGGACAGAUCUGUUUCACUUGGUACCGAACCAUACAGCCAUG
Messenger RNA from Effrenium voratum, 1664 nucleotides. The record is from the annotation of a GenBank genome assembly. NCBI's taxonomy places the organism in Eukaryota, Dinophyceae, Suessiales, Symbiodiniaceae.